AUGAUAUCAUGUGCACCAUCAUCAGUGAGCCAAGACUUUAUCAACCUGACCAUCUCAAUCACCAAAGAGGAGUACAUGAAUCAAUUCACCAACCCAGAUGCCGUGGUCAACAUCAUGAAGUUCCAAAUAUCUGAUGUCCAACAAGGAUUGACAGCCAUCACUGUAAAGGGAUGGUACUUUGACCUGUAUUCCAAAUCGUUGGAAGUCAAAGUUGGUGCUGGUAUAGCAACAGAUUUAACCUUUACCGCAACUACUUUGAUAUUCUCAAUCAAUCCAUUAAUGACUGGAAAUGGAUCAUUUGUGAUCAGAGACACUACUCCAAGCUCCACGGCACUCUACUCAGAUAACAGACAAUGGAAACCAUUCAUCAAGUUUGUUAAACCAAAUGUAUCGAAUGAUCCCAAUGUACAGGAUUGGAUGUUGAUUGGACAUCAGUUGGUUGAAGGAUCAACUUCGAUAACUUUGAGUGUGAAUGGUGUACCUGUGACUCUAACUAUAAUCAAUGCCAAUCUACUCAAUAUCACCUUGAUGAAUUAUGUCAGUACAGUAGUGAUUAAGAUGUCAUCAUACUCCAAUAUGACACCAUUCAACUAUACCUAUCCAGCACCCUAUAUCAACAAAGUUACAACAAAUACAACUAUUACAGGUGAUGCCAUUGCUACCAUCACUGUAACAGGAAAUCCUCUACAAGUACUGGGUGUCUGGACCUAUUCCAACUUCCGCGCCACCCUCCCAAUCAAUUCUCGCUCUGGUCAAAUGAUCGUCACCAAUGGACUUGAUGGUCUUCCAUCAAUCCCAAUCCCAAUUCUGUUGAGACCAAAGAUUGAGUCGAUCUCACCACCACCAACCGCUGGAGGUGUGAUGACUGUUACUGGAUGGUAUAUUGCACCCAAGUCAUUUGCCAAUGAGUCUGUGCUGGAUAUUACUGUGAAUGGAGUGCCAUGUACCAAUCCUACAAUGUUGGAUACAUCAUUCACACCCUACACUAUAACAUGUAACUCACCACCUGGUAGUGGUGGAGCAUUGGUUGUAUUCAACUCAAUGGUUGCACAGUCAUUGAUGUAUCAAUCACCUUCAAUUGAUACUGUUAGCUCCACACUCAAAGGACGCUCGGGUGCUGUAACCAUCACUGGCUCCAACUUUGGCUCCAAAGUAUCCGUGAUGAUAGGUACCAUUCCAUGUACUUUGCCAACUGUCAACACUGAGUGCACAGAGAUAACUUGUCGAUUUAUAUCCGAUGCCGAUCCUGCCUCCCAAGACACAUUCCAAAACGCAGUCCGUAGACUACUCUCUGUUGCCGAGUCCAAUGAUACUAUAUCCAUGCCAGUGACUGUUGUGAUUGAUGGUCAAUCUGUGACCAAGUCCAAGUUCAUCUAUAGUGCCAACAUUGAACAAUGUGCAAGCCCAUGUCAGCAUGGAAAGUGUGUGCUGGGCGACUGUCAGUGUGAUGAUGGCUUCACAGGCAAGGAUUGUUCAAUCACUCUCGACCCUUCGCUGGAGGUCGACGUUCCCCAGCCCAAGGAGAACACUCCAUCCAUCGAGUUGGGAUCCAAGGCCAGGAAUGUAGAGUUCAACAUCAGCCUUGCAGGUAUCCGUGAGAUCAAUCCAAAUGCCCCAGACAACCAAGUGAUCAAGUACGUCAACAUGACCAACACAAUCUGGAACUGGGUCAACUACACUGUGUCCGGUGGCAACACGAUCCAUGUGUACAACACAUCACUCAAGGGUGUGCCUGGCUUUGAGAUCAUUGUCGAGAUGACAGUGUUUGACGACAAUGAGAUGUAUAACUUCGAGGGCGAUCACUUCCAAGCACCAAAGAACUCGAUCAAGUACAGAGUAACGCUGUCCAAGUGGCCAUUCGCAUCGAUGAACAACUAUCUCGAGGUACUAUUCCAAUCUGCAUCGGGUCAGCAAGUGACAUGCGGUGGAGUGGUGUCAUCAUCCAAGGUCACCAGCACAACGACCAACACCAAGAACUCAUUGCGUUUGAUGGAGAUCUACCAGGGCACUGGCAUGCUUCGUGCGUUCUACUCUGAUCGUCUGCUUGUCGAUGGUCGCCUGUCAUAUAGCAAGGUGUCUGUGGUCGAUCCGACCGACCCCGCAAUGGCCGGUCUGGGAAUGGACACUGACAACAACAAUGUAACAACAUUGUUCGUAGUAACAUCAUUGAGUGUACCAUCAUUCAAUCAAAGUGCAGUGAUCGAUCCAAACUUUGCAUCAUUAUUGGUGAUCAACAAGGCUGUGACAGACUGUGGAGGUAAUUCCAAUGAUAGGAAAUGGUUCAUACCAGUAGUAGUCGUUGCAUCAGUAAUUGGACUCGCUCUAAUAGUUGUAGUAGGCGUGAUCAUUGCCAGAAAGAAUAGAGUUGGACUACUCAUAGCAAGAAUGAAGUUGAAUGAUUGGAGGAGGAAACAAUAA
This is a messenger RNA of Acytostelium subglobosum LB1, 2418 nucleotides long. RefSeq lists its product as hypothetical. Lineage: Eukaryota; Evosea; Eumycetozoa; Acytosteliales; Acytosteliaceae. Bases 1 to 2418 code for a protein of 805 amino acids. The transcript has 5 exons. The record is from RefSeq and is a predicted model, not a curated record.